This is a messenger RNA of Didymosphaeria variabile, 1803 nucleotides long. RefSeq lists its product as uncharacterized. The transcript has 3 exons. NCBI's taxonomy places the organism in Eukaryota, Fungi, Ascomycota, Dothideomycetes, Pleosporales, Didymosphaeriaceae. Gene Ontology annotation, biological process: DNA-templated transcription. Bases 1 to 1803 code for a protein of 600 amino acids. Gene Ontology annotation, molecular function: DNA binding; zinc ion binding. The record is from RefSeq and is a predicted model, not a curated record.
AUGGACUAUGGUGAGCGGCUUGGCAAGCUGGAACAGCUCUUCGAGAAGUUUGUGUGCCGCAAAGCUCCCAACAUCACAUCAAAUAUCGCUUCAUCGCAAGACUCUUCGCAAACACUAUCGGUGCAGUCGAACGAGAAGCCUUUCAAGUUCACUGGGCUUCCCCCUCUUCCACAUAGCGACGGGCAAAGUCUCGCAGAUGGCAUACUUGGAUCCCGCACUUGGACGUCGGCGCCUAGUAUCAGGACUUUGGUUGACAAAGAAGAUGGACCACCAUCAUCCGAUCCUGUCCACCGGGCAUUGGUGGCUCUGCUUCCAUCACAACAUGAUGCCGACGUCAUCUUUGAGUCCUCAAAUGGGUGGAUGAUCCUGAAUGGCAUGUACCGACCCUCAAAAGAACUCUUCGUUGGUCAAGAUACGGAAUCGUAUGCCUUGGACAUUGGUUCCAUCGCAAAGGAGCGUGCUAUUAUUGUAGCGCGGACACUGCUACAUUUAGCAGCUUGCAUCUGCGCGUUACCGCCCGACUUCGACACUUCACGGUUGCGAAACAUUUGGAAUCUUGAAGCUACGAUGGAGAAUUAUGUUACUACCGUGACUUCUCUUGUCACUUCAUCGGAUGAGCUGCUACUCACCUUACCGGGGCUUGAGACCUUGCUUCUGCUAUCGGUGUAUCAUAUGAACGUCGCUAAUCUUAGACAAGCCUGGCUCAUUGUCAGGAGAACUAUGAACUUAGCACAUCUGAUGGGGUUCCAUCGCAUCGUUCAAUCCAAGCAAAUCCCCCCAAUCGAAUCGAUACAGUCGUCAGCAUCGAUAUGGUGCUGUUUAGUCGACCUUGACAGAAUACUCGGCUUACACCUCCGCCUCCCGUUCGCCUCCGAUGAUUACCCUGUCGCUGAAGACGGCGAAUUGCACCGUGUUCACCGCGCUCGGCUCGCGACCAUAUGUCGACAGGUCGGCGAGCUCGAUCACAAAGUCACAUCUCAAUCCUACGUGCAGGCACUAGCUCUCGAUGAGAAGUUAGAGUCUAUGAUGAAAGAGCAGCCUAAAGAUUUCUGGGACGUACCCAACGUGCCACCGACAGCACGAACAGCCGAAUCCUACGACGUGCUCGAACGCCUGAUGGUCCAAAUGUGGCACUUCGAGUUGAAGAUCUUCAUUCAUCUCCCGUUCCUCCUCCGCGCACCAUAUGAAAGCCGCUUCGAAUACUCCAAAGUCGCAGCACUACAAGCGAGCCGCAACGUCGUCAUGAGAUGGUUCGCACUCCGCAACGCAGGUAUAACGCAAGCAUGCUGUCGCUUCGCCGAACUCAGCGUCUUCAUUGCUUCCAUGACGCUCACGCUCGAUAUCCUCAUCGACAUGGCCACUAAAGAAAAAGCAGAUGUACAAAAGGCAAAAGGCAGCGACUUUGCGAUGAUAUGUCGUGUCAUCUCCGAGCUGGAGAAGCUGGGCAAAGCCAGCGCACGAGAACGCAUCGCAACGCGCAGUGCAGUUGUGCUCAAGAAGAUCCUAUCCUCGCUGGAUCCGAGCAAACAGACGCUAGGGAAGGCCAGGCUGACGGUACCCUACUUUGGCACCAUCGAGCUGGACUACAAGAAAUUGCCUGUACGGCCGGCGUUCGACCUGGACUCGGGCACGGCGAAGAAAUUGAGCUCGAAUGGAACAGCUGAGCACAUUCCGGUGUUUUCUUUUGUCACGAAUGCGCUGUGGCCUACAACCAAUGAGUUCGACGAUCCUGAGAUGGACUUUGACAUUACUCUGUUCGAUGGGCUUCGGGAUCUCGAUGUGGAUGGGAAUUGGGUGUUUUGA